AAGUGUAACAGAAGGAUGACUGGGGUCAAGUGCGUCGUGUUGGUGGUGGUCCUGACCUUUCUGCUGAGUCUUGCAAAAGGAGCUCCAGUUAUUAAAGUCAACAUUCAGCAGGUGGAAAACAGGAUCACCUGCAGCUCAGAGGGGAUCUACCCUGAGCCUCAGCUCACCUGGUCCACCAACCCUCCAUCCAAUGUGACCCGCCAGAACAAAACCACAGUCCAUCAGACUGAACAGCAGCUCUACAAUAUUAACAGUUCUCUGAUACUUUCAGUUACUGAUCUGGUCUACAGCUGCACUGUCAGCACUCGCAUAAACAAGAGGACAGCCAGUUUGUUCAAACAAACUUCUGUCAAUAGUUCAGACACUGAAACAACAAUCCCCUGCACUGCCUCAAACGCUUCACUAACAGACCUCAUCUGGAGGUUCAACUACAGUCAGAUCAUCCUGAACCAGACCAGGGCCAACGUCCCCUACACAGUGUCAGAGGAGUGGAGGCAGCAGGUGAAGAGUGUGUCUGAGUCAGGCAGCCUCACACUGCAGGACGUAUCUUCAGAUCAGGACGGGAUAUACACCUGUGAGCUCAGUGAUGGUGAGGAGACAUAUGUAACCAACACCUUUCUGAGGAUAAAGAAAGGUAAGAUCAAGUCUAGAAAUGGGGAAAUUUGUCAAAGCAAGGACUGA
Messenger RNA from Epinephelus fuscoguttatus (brown-marbled grouper), 681 nucleotides. RefSeq lists its product as uncharacterized. The record is from RefSeq and is a predicted model, not a curated record. The transcript is spliced from 3 exons. Bases 16 to 681 code for a protein of 221 amino acids. Gene Ontology annotation, cellular component: external side of plasma membrane. NCBI's taxonomy places the organism in Eukaryota, Metazoa, Chordata, Actinopteri, Perciformes, Serranidae. Gene Ontology annotation, biological process: negative regulation of T cell proliferation; cell surface receptor signaling pathway; positive regulation of T cell proliferation.